Ramularia collo-cygni is the source of this 1440-nucleotide messenger RNA. RefSeq names its product related to aldehyde dehydrogenase (NAD+), mitochondrial. The record is from RefSeq and is a predicted model, not a curated record. Gene Ontology annotation, molecular function: aldehyde dehydrogenase (NAD+) activity. The transcript has 4 exons. The coding region runs from base 1 to 1440 and encodes 479 amino acids. Lineage: Eukaryota; Fungi; Ascomycota; Dothideomycetes; Mycosphaerellales; Mycosphaerellaceae.
AUGUCUCCAUCAAAGGUCUCCACCAUCAAGUUUGACGAGUUCAGCAACAUCAUCAAUGGACAGCAGCGUUCUGGAAAGAACCAACACUACGGUGUCAACCCAGUCACUGGGGAGAAGCUGUGGUCUGUUCCAAUCGGUUCGCAACAAGAUGUAGACGAGGCUGUUGAGGUUGCCCAGAAGGCCUUUGAGUCGUUUCGCAACACAUCGCUUGCGGAGAGGAAAGAGUUGAUUUCCAAGUUGAAGGAUACUCUUUUGGAGYACGCUGAUGACAUGACCGAGCUGCUGUGUGCUGAGACCGGCAAGCCUAAAGCCAUUGCUGAAAUGGAGACCAAGGGCGGUGCAGCAGGCUGGUGUGAUUGGCAUCAAUCCCUCGAGAUCCCCGAGGAGACGAUGGAUGAUGGCGAGAAGACCAUCACCACCCGUUACACACCUCUCGGGGUUGUCGGCGCCAUCUGCCCAUGGAACUUUCCAAUUGUCCUUUCUCUGGGCAAGCUGCUCCCUGCUGUCCUGGCUGGUAACACCAUUAUCAUCAAGCCCAGCCCAUACACCCCUUACACCACACUUAAGAUGGUAGAGAUUGCUCAGACCGUCUUCCCACCAGGUGUGGUUCAGGCCAUCGGUGGCGAUGACGCCCUUGGCCCAAUGCUCACGGCUCACCCUGGCAUCGCCAAGAUCUCUUUCACCGGCUCCAUCCCCACGGGCAAGAAGAUCAUGGCUGCAUGUGCCAACACACUCAAGCGUGUAACUCUCGAGCUUGGUGGUAACGAUGCGGCCAUCGUUCUUCCCGAUGUCGACGUCAAGGCUGUCGCUCCUCAGCUCGUGAUGGGUGCUUUCCAGAACUCUGGCCAGGUCUGUGUCGCCACCAAGCGUAUCUACAUCCACAAGGACAUCUAUCAGGAGACUCUCGCGGCUAUGGUCGAGUUCACCAAGUCCAUGACUGUUGGUGCUCCAGCUGAUGGCGCCCACCUCGGCCCAAUCCAGAACCAGAUGCAGUUCGAGAAGGUCAAGAGCUUCUUCGCCGACACCAAGAGCAAUGGCUACAAAUUUGCCGUUGGUGAGCCAGAUGUUUCCUCCAGCAAGGGCUUCUUCAUCCAGCCAACCAUCAUCGACAACCCGCCAAAUGACAGCAUGAUCAUCCAGGAAGAGCCAUUCGGUCCCAUCGUCCCAACUCAGCCAUGGGACGACGAGGAGGAGGUCAUCAAGCGUGCCAACGCCAGCAAAGCCGGUCUCGGUGCCUGCGUAUGGGGCAAGGAUGUCGCCCGCGCUGAGAGCAUCGGCAAGCGCUUGGAAGCUGGCUCUGUCUUCAUCAACUCCUUUGAGAAGCCAACACCACAAGCCUUCUUUGGUGGACACAAGGAAUCUGGUAUUGGCGGAGAGUGGGGCAAGGAGGGCCUCAAGGCCUACCUCAAUGCUCACGUUAUGCACACUUACAAGGCAUAA